CCAUGCAAGAAACGGCGAGAGGAAGACACUUCUGUAAAAACAAUCACAAGGUAUUUUUCGCCAUUGGCAAAACCGGAGGAGAAAGUAUUGACACCCCCAAAACCCAACAAUAUAUUGGAUUAUUUUAAAAAGACAGCUGUAGCUGGAGAAAAUAAAACACAGUUGGAUGCUGAUGACAAGGACUGCAAGUCACUUUUUAAACCACCUUUAAAGCGGAAGAGGAAAGGGAAGAGAGUCAGAGUGAAUAAUAAGCUAAGAGAGAUGAAAGAACCUGAGAAUGAACAUGAAAUAGCAAUUAAUAGUGAUAAUAGCAGCGAAACAACAGGACUGAAACAAGACAGCAAUGAUUUUAUUGCUGCUUGUACUUUAAUUGAUCAAACAUGUGCAAGAGAAUUAGAAGAUAAUGAGCACAGAGAGAACACCUCAGAUGCUGUCAUCUGCAGAAAGAAUGUGAAGAAGGUCACUUCUAAAAUAAGUGAAACGAAAAAUAGGACAAGAAAGUUGAGGAAAAGGAAGCAGAAAGUAAACAUGGAUUUGUCUGAAAGUUUUUCACCUGAAAACCAGCUGAACGAAAAGUGUAAAAAGGAGACUGAAGAUGACAACAAGAUGGUUUCUCCUACAAUAAUAGAGUGUGAUGCUUCUAUUAAUGAUUCCUGUUUUGAAGUUCAUGCGGAUGAUAAGACCUCACAGGUAAAUAAUAGUAUAAUAACGGUGUCAUUUGAGGACUUCUUGAAGAGUCAGGGAGAAAAUAAUGUAGAUCAUGUUGAUGAAGACACAAAGGCAGCAGUGGACAAUUCUGCUACAGCAAAUGAAACAAACAAAAGUGAUAGCAUUAGUGACUCAGAAAAGUGUGAGGAAUCUCAACAGCCACCACUUAGAACAGUAACUGUCCUUGCACAAGUUCAUUCUGUUCCUGCCAAGUUAGUUCCAUUACAUAAGGAGCAAAAAGGGUCUAGGAAAAUAGCUUCCAUUUUUUGGAAGCAGAAGGGAAGUGUACAGGAAAAUGAAGGUAGUCCACCACUCUUGGAGAGUGAGCAAACUGAACAGGUUACUCAGAAGAGAAAAUCUAAUGUAGUUAUUGAGGAAGAAGAAUUGGAGUUAGCUGUUCUGGAGACUGCAGGGUCAGAUUCUUUGAAGCCAAAAUGUACUCUGGAAGAAAGGCAUCAGUUCAUGAAGGCAUUUAGACAACCAGCAUCAGAUGUAAUAAUAAAAAGUGGAGUUAAAAAGGCACCUGGAAAACAAAAGCAAGGCCUUGGAAAGUCUUCAAAAGAGAAAGGAUCUGAAGAUGACAUCGCUUCAAAUAAAGGAUUAGAAAGUGGAGUACCAGAAGAUAAUGUGAACAAAUAUACACGUUCUAGUCCUGAACACAACAGAACUAAACCCAAAAGAUCUAAAAAGCUUCAGAAAAAAGGAACCAGAAGAAGGAAGGCUUCAGAAACAAAGGAAACAAAUGUCUCAACUACCAGCAAUUAUGGUGAAGAGGAGGAUUUGGGAGCUAAUGUUCUUACUAAGGAAAACACCUUAAAUGUGACAGUUUCAUCAAGCCCAGAAGCGAAUGAGCUCAGGAGGAGUUUAAGGCAGAGGAAAAUCAGAACGUCAAAAAGUGUUACACCUAAAAAAACCCGGAUGAGAAGUACCUUUUCUGAGGAUGAGUUAAGCGGCUGUCCUGUGCAGACGUCGACGCCAAAGGCACGGGAGGGGCCGGUGCCGAGGAGCAGCCUGUACAGAGCUGAGGUGAUCCCCGCGCCCCUCGGCGGCAGCAGCGCCAUCAGAAUGAGGUUUACACGUAUCAAUGCAACUACAAAGUCAAAUAAAGCUGAAGCAAUAAAGAAGGAAGAGCUGAACUCCAGAAAUACAAAGAUAAGCUCCACUUCUAAAAAUAAAUCCAAAGCGAAGCAGCUGAUUGAGAAGGCAAAGGCCAUCCAGCAUCAGAGGUCAAAGGUGAAUGAAGACCUAGUGACUCCUGUGAGGCGCUCGUCUCGGCAGUGGGCUCUUGCUGAAAAGAAAAAACUGCAAGAAAGUGAAGAAUCAGUAGUAAUCUUAGAUUCAAGCCCGAUUAAUGCCACUACUACAGUGCAGAAUGUGAAGAAGAAUCUUCGGAGCUUAAACGAUGUUUUGGGGAAAAAGUCUAGAAACUUGAAGGUUGCAAAGAACUCAAAUGGAAAACUAGGAUACCCACCUUCCUACCUAGGCAGAAAUGCUCAAAACCCUGCAGGUGAACCAAUUGUCAUCUUUGAUGAAAGCAGCCAAGAUGCAUCUGAAAACUCUCAAGAUGAUGAACAAUUCAGAGCAAAACGUGAAUUCUUGAUGAGUGGGUUGCCAGAGUCACUGAAAAGACAGAUUGCAAAGAAAGCAGCAGCGAUGGAAGCGUACUCUCUUGCAAGUUCAUGUUUUCAGACUGUUGUCCAUGUACAGCAGAAGGAUGACUGUUAUCCAAUGUGGAAAUUGAAAUCCCCAGUGCAUCCUCUAUUAACUAAGCUCAGGAAAAGGAAUACUGAAGUCACUGAUGUCACAAAAAUCACUCUCUCACUUGGCGAAUUUUCCACUGUGAAUUUAGAACUAACUGGAAACCACUCUGCACCUGUGUUUUCUGGCCACCGACCAGUUUUUCCUGAUACAUUCAGGAAAGAUUUACUAGAUGAGAUCAUCUCUUCUAAUUCUCAAUUUCCUGUGAGAAAAUACUUCUACAAGUUUCUGAAAAAGCAAACGGAACGUCUGGGUUUUGAAAAUAGUGUACAAGGUUACAGAGAUGGCACUGCCAAUUCUGAGCUAAAUCAGAAACAUUCUGGCAAUUGGAAGGAAACUAAGAGAAAAAGGAAAGAAACAGAAGACCACAAGUCAAAAAGAAGAAAACAAAUAGAAGGUACAGAGACUGAAAUAAAGUCCAGAGUUUCCAGGAACCUUAUUUCUCCCUUAUCUACAGACACAGGACAAGCAACACAUUUGGGAAAAAACAAGAACCAGAAACCACAUGUUGUGACAGAAGACACUAAGUAUUUAUCAGAGCCAAAUGCACUUUCAGGUGUUGAAAAGGAAGACAUGCUCUGGACAGAAAAAUACCAGCCUCAAGAUUCCAGUGAACUUGUAGGGAACAAGAAAGAAAUUGAAAGGCUACACAGUUGGUUAAAAGAAUGGAAAAAAAGAGCUGAUUGGGAAGAAAAAAGAAAUCAGAAAGGGGAAAAGGAGGACAAAGAGCAUCAAGAUUCUUUGGACAACCUUGACUUUAAAGAUAGUAAAUCUGAUAUUGAGGAAGAGACCAGCCUUUGCAAUACAGUCCUGAUAACUGGCCCGCCGGGAGUAGGGAAAACUGCUGCAGUAUAUGCUUGUGCUCAGGAGCUUGGGUUUAAGAUAUUUGAAGUCAACGCCUCUUGCCAGCGUAGUGGUAGACAGAUACUGUCUCAACUAAAAGAAGCUACUCAGUCUCAUCAAGUGGACAAAAAAGGCAUUAAUGCACAUAAGCCUUGCUUUUUUAACAGUUGUAGCAGUGCCAAGUCACCAAAAAAAAUGUAUUCUCCAAAGAAAGUUGUUUCACCAAGAAAACCUCCACUGUCACCAAAAGGAGCAGGAUUAAAACGAAGCUUACCCCCUAAAACACUUGCGAGCUAUUUCAAGAUUUCCUCCAAAUGUAAAGAUAAUGAUGGAGCAGUAACAUCUCAAGAAAAAAACAAAGGAAAGACUCAGAAUUCAUGUGAAGAAAAGAAAGAUGCUGAAAUUAAGUCAGUAAACAAAGAAGUAGAAGGAGGAGAACACAACAGAAAAAGUGCGACAUCUCUCAUUCUUUUUGAAGAGGUAGAUAUAAUAUUUGAUGAAGAUGUGGGAUUUCUAAGCGCCAUAAAGACAUUCAUGGCAACUGCAAAGAGACCUGUAAUUCUCACCACCAACGAUCCAACGUUCAGCUUAAUGUUUGAUGGCUCUUUUGAAGAGAUCAACUUUAAAACCCCUUCCUUGGUAAGUCUGUUUGGAUAUGCAGAUGUGUCCUAA
Molecule: messenger RNA, 3981 nt
Organism: Merops nubicus (carmine bee-eater)
Lineage: Eukaryota; Metazoa; Chordata; Aves; Coraciiformes; Meropidae
Gene: ATAD5
Product: ATPase family, AAA domain containing 5
Exons: 17
Cellular component (GO): nucleus
Molecular function (GO): ATP hydrolysis activity; DNA clamp unloader activity; DNA binding
Source: RefSeq, a predicted model, not a curated record